Molecule: messenger RNA, 1635 nt
Organism: Dromiciops gliroides (monito del monte)
Lineage: Eukaryota; Metazoa; Chordata; Mammalia; Microbiotheria; Microbiotheriidae
Gene: GPX3
Product: glutathione peroxidase 3
Exons: 5
Biological process (GO): response to oxidative stress
Molecular function (GO): glutathione peroxidase activity
Source: RefSeq, a predicted model, not a curated record
GUCUCAUAAAGCAGCUGAGUCCUCAGACAGGCAGAGCCCCAGGGAGGCGGUGCUCGCGACCCUUCCCAGUCCCGGGGCUUCCCCUUCGUCGUCGCCAUGGCGGGAAGCACCCUCCAGGUGUCCUGGCUUCUCCCGCUCGUCCUGUCCGCCUUCGUCCAGCCCAUGCACGGCCAGGAGAAGAUGAAGACGGACUGCUACCCAGGGAUUUCGGGUACCAUCUUUGAUUAUGGGGCCCUCACCAUUGAUGGUGAUGAAUACAUCCCUUUCAAGCAAUAUGCAGGCAAAUAUGUUCUCUUCGUCAAUGUUGCCACCUACUGAGGCCUGACGCUCCAGUAUCUGGAACUGAAUGCACUACAGGAAGAAUUGAAGCCCUUUGGCCUUGUUGUCCUGGGCUUCCCCUGCAACCAAUUUGGAAAACAAGAACCAGGACAGAACUCAGAAAUCCUCCCCGCCCUCAAGUAUGUACGCCCAGGUGGGGGCUUUGUGCCCAACUUCCAGCUAUUUGAGAAAGGGGAUGUGAAUGGAGAGAAAGAACAGAAGUUUUACACAUUCCUGAAGAAUUCCUGCCCUCCCCCCUCCGAACUCAUGGGCACGCCCAGCCGCCUCUUCUGGGAACCCAUGAAGGUCCAUGACAUCCGCUGGAAUUUUGAGAAGUUCCUGGUGGGGCCAGAUGGUAUCCCCAUCAUGCGCUGGUACCACCGGGCCACAGUCAGCACGGUCAAGCUGGACAUCCUGGACUAUCUGCGGAAGCAUGGCAACUAAGAUAGGACUGCUGAAGAAUCCUCCGGGAGGAGACAAGGGAUGCUGUUCAGAGAAGGGACUGCCCCAGCCCACAGCCCUCACCAGACUAUACUGUCUGCCUGAGAAGCUGCUCCACAAGGUGUUGCUAUUCAGAGAAGGUGUGUGGGUGCACGAGCAGACAUCAGAAUGCCUACACACACAGAUGUGUUUUCAGGAGUUGUAUGCCUAGGUAUUCAUGAGAUCAGGGACAGGUGCAGACACACACCUCCAUACCCUAGGGUCCUUGCUCUACUGAAUAUUCAACUCAUUCUUCCAAUAUUAAUAUUUUCCCAUCCCAACCCAAGGAGAAAAUCAGCCUUUAAGUCAAAUUACUGAACCUCUCAGAUUUGUUCCUCAAGAGAAUCUUGGUCCUGGAGUUUCCCAUACUUCCCCCAAUGAACCCCUGUGCCUUAGCUCAUCUGAAGUAAGAGGCCCUAGAAGCCCAGUGACCCACUGAAAAUAAAUCAGGCUCCUCCCUCCCUCCACCCAGUACAAAUGAGUGCCUUCUCUCCCUUCUCUGAACAGUCCUUUUCUACCCCCUUAGCCCCACCCCAUAGAGUUACCCACUGGUGAGCUGCCUAAAGGGCUCCCUGCCAGGGCAUAAGACUGGUGUGAAAAGAGAGAGAGUAUCCUAAGCAGGAGGGAUGGCAUCUCCAUGAUGGUGGCAUCCAAAGCCUCUCCAGGGGCGGAUCCCAUCAGAGCCUGCAAAAGGGGUCAUGACCCUUAGUGCAUUCAGGUCAUGGCACCUAAGCAGGGAUGCUGUCCUCUACAAGGGACACUUACCGUCUCCUAUCACUCUAGCUCCCCACAUUAGAGUCAUACCCACUAGUGGCAAAUAAAAGCCUUUCUGCAGCA